AUGAUAUUAGCUAAAGAACUUCAUAAACCAGUUAGAAAAAAAUUUCCUAAACGAAGAAUUUUUACUAAAGGUAUUGAUGAUACAUGGGCUGCUGAUUUAGUUAUAAUGAGAAAUUAUUCUGAUGAAAAUGAGGGUUAUUCUUAUAUAUUAACUGUUAUAGAUACAUUUUCAAAAUUUUCUUGGGCCUUAGAACUCAAAAAGAAAGAUGGAAUUAAUGUUUCAGAAGCAUUUCAAAAAAUAAUAAAACAAGCUAUAUCACAAAAUCAUCAAGCACCAAAUUUACUUCACACAGAUAAAGGUUUGGAAUUUGAAAAUAAACAUUUUAAAAAAGUUUUGCACGAAUAUGGAAUUAAAAUGUAUCACACCCAAAAUGAAGAAAAAUCAUCAAUUAUUGAAAGAUUUAAUAGGACAUUAAACAAUAAAAUGAGAUUACAAUUUGAAGUUACAAAUUCAAAAAAAUGGAUUAAAAUUUUACAAAGUUUAAUAUAUGAAUAUAAUUUCAAAGACAUACAUCGAUCUAUUGGUAUGAGACCUUGUGAAGUAAAUAAAUCUAACGAAGAUGUUGUUUUUCACAAAUUAUUUUCUACAAAAAACAAACCUAAACCAAAAAUUAAAUUAGUGUAG
Molecule: messenger RNA, 624 nt
Organism: Macrosiphum euphorbiae (potato aphid)
Lineage: Eukaryota; Metazoa; Arthropoda; Insecta; Hemiptera; Aphididae
Source: the annotation of a GenBank genome assembly